This is a messenger RNA of Daphnia carinata, 697 nucleotides long. RefSeq names its product large ribosomal subunit protein uL22-like (gene RpL17). Gene Ontology annotation, molecular function: structural constituent of ribosome. Bases 76 to 630 code for a protein of 184 amino acids. NCBI's taxonomy places the organism in Eukaryota, Metazoa, Arthropoda, Branchiopoda, Diplostraca, Daphniidae. Gene Ontology annotation, biological process: cytoplasmic translation. The transcript has 5 exons. The record is from RefSeq and is a predicted model, not a curated record. Gene Ontology annotation, cellular component: ribosome; cytosolic large ribosomal subunit.
AACGUCCACCUAGCGAGAGUUAUCAUCAAUUCUUUUCUCUGUCUGUCUUGUCUUCUCUCUUACUGGAACUAAAAAAUGGGUCGGUACUCACGUGAACCAGACAACCCGACCAAGUCUUGCAAGGCUAGGGGCUCCAACCUCCGCGUCCAUUUCAAGAACACGAGGGAAGCCGCUAACACCAUCAAGCGUAUGCCUUUGAGGAGAGCGAUUGCCUUCCUCAAGAAUGUCAUCCAGCAUAAGGAAUGUGUCCCAUUCCGUCGUUACAAUGGAGGUGUUGGCCGGUGCGCACAGGCCAAACAAUGGGGUACUACCCAGGGACGUUGGCCCAAGAAGUCUGCUGAAUUUCUGUUGCAGUUGUUGAAGAAUGCAGAGUCCAAUGCUGAUCUUAAGGGUCUCGAUGUUGAUCACUUGGUCAUUGACCACAUUCAGAUCAACCGAGCCCCCUACAUGCGCCGAAGAACCUACCGCGCUCACGGAAGAAUCAACCCAUACAUGAGCAGCCCUUGCCAUUUGGAAGUUAUCCUGUCUGAAAAGGAGGAUGUCGUUUCCAAAGUCAAGGAUGAUGAGCCCUCCAAGAAGAAGGUUUCCAAAAAGAAGUUGGCUCGCCAAAAGCUGUCCCAGAGGGAAUAAAUUUUUCCCUGUAUGCGCUUUUGUUAACCCUUUGUGUUACCUGAAAUACAACGCUGGUGACAUUCGA